Molecule: messenger RNA, 826 nt
Organism: Ceraceosorus bombacis
Lineage: Eukaryota; Fungi; Basidiomycota; Exobasidiomycetes; Ceraceosorales; Ceraceosoraceae
Source: the annotation of a GenBank genome assembly
AUGGCGGAGCAGAGCAAGUCUGACGCAGCCUCGCUGCUUCCCACAGCGGAGCAAACGGCGCAGCUUGCUUCGUCGAAAGGAGAAGGCACGGCUUCAGGUCCACGUCUCUUACCUUCGGGCUUCUACGCGUUCUCGCCUCAGAACGAUGACGAGCCAACAUCAGUCACCACUUCUCUGAGGCCCCUUACAUCCGCAGUCCUGACUAUCAGGAUCAUAAAAUCAUUCCCUUUCAGGGCAAGUAGGAAUUUGGUGCUUGAUAACUUGGAUCUCACGACUUUGAAUGUAAAGCGGUUGAAAGAGAUUGUCAAGGUCGAGAUCGGCAAGAGGGUGGAUAUGAAGACGGUCAGAAGUGCAGCGGGAAAGCUUGGUCAGUCAAGGCUACGGACUGAUGACUCCAGUGCGGAGAUCGUGAGAAGUGCUUGCUAAUCAUCCUGCAUCGCAUUCACAUCGCUAGACACCAUGAAGAUCUACACACAUGCGCACUUCACCAAGACGUCUAACCUCAUCAUCAACUUAGACAGACCAGAGUGGGUGCUGGAUGGCGACAAAGAGGAAGUGCCUCUCGCCGAUUUGGGCUGCCGUGAGUCUGAUCCACAGACCUGUCUUUUGCAAAUUGGCUCUGUGCGCCCAGCGACCUAGACCAGCCACGGCGUGCUUGCCUCGCAGACGUUCUUGCAGACAGCUCGACACCUUCUUAUAUGCUGACUUGGACAGUCUUUGAUGGCUCUUGUCCUGGCGGAGCGACGCAGAAAACGAGACGGAACUCUCCUUUUUCAAUCGACAAGAAUACGAGGAAUUUCUCAAAGAUCCAAAGACCGAAUGGUAA